Pogoniulus pusillus (Red-fronted tinkerbird) is the source of this 2359-nucleotide messenger RNA. RefSeq names its product RNA binding protein, mRNA processing factor 2 (gene RBPMS2). Lineage: Eukaryota; Metazoa; Chordata; Aves; Piciformes; Lybiidae. Gene Ontology annotation, molecular function: protein homodimerization activity; mRNA binding. The record is from RefSeq and is a predicted model, not a curated record. Gene Ontology annotation, biological process: negative regulation of smooth muscle cell differentiation. The coding region runs from base 308 to 910 and encodes 200 amino acids. The transcript has 8 exons.
UGCGCGGCGGCGGCACCGGGAGCGGCGGGGGCUGGGGCGCGUCGGCCCCGCAGCUGCCGCUCGUUACGCUCCACUCCGCUCGGCCCCGCUCCGCCCGGUCCGACCCGGCCCGGCCCAGCCCAGCCCAGCCCUUAACAGCGGCGCGGUCCCGGGACGCCGUAUGUGAGCCGAGAGGGCAGCGCUUCACCGCCCCGCACCGCCCCCGCGCACCGGCACCGCACCGGCACCUCCACCCCGGCACCGCCGAGCUCCGGAGCAACCGGCACCAGCACCCCCACCCUACCCCACUCGUCCCCGGCACCCCACCAUGAGCAACCUCAACAAGGACACCGAGCACACCAACGGCAGUGCCAACGUCGAGGAGGAGGUCCGGACGCUGUUUGUCAGUGGCCUUCCCGUGGACAUCAAGCCCAGAGAGCUCUACCUGCUCUUCCGACCAUUCAAGGGCUAUGAAGGAUCACUCAUCAAGCUGACCUCAAAGCAGCCAGUUGGGUUUGUGACCUUCGACAGCCGAGCUGGUGCAGAAGCAGCAAAGAAUGCCUUGAAUGGCAUCCGCUUCGACCCCGAGAACCCCCAGACCCUGCGGCUAGAGUUUGCCAAAGCCAACACGAAGAUGGCCAAGAGCAAGCUGAUGGCCACACCAAACCCCACCAACAUCCACCCUGCCUUGGGGGCACACUUCAUUGCACGAGACCCCUAUGACCUGACUGGAGCAGCUCUGAUCCCCGCGUCCCCAGAGGCAUGGGCUCCCUACCCGCUGUACACCACGGAGCUGACCCCUGCCAUCCCCCACGCAGCCUUCACCUACCCGGCAGCUGCCGCCGCCGCCGCCGCCCUGCACGCCCAGAUGCGCUGGUAUCCUCCCUCUGAAGCCACCCAGCAAGGAUGGAAGUCUCGUCAGUUCUGUUAGUUUGUUACGCCUCUCCUUGGCUUGUGUUCCUCUUCCCUGCUCUCCUGAGGCAUGUGCCAGGGACGAUCGCUCGGACUCCUCUUGCUUUGGUUCGUGGCCAGUGGACAAGGCACCCUGAGUGCUCCCCACGGGGCUGCCAGCAUCCCCCCUCCCAGACUGUGAAGCUGCCACAGCCCUCCUGCCGUGGGCCGUGUGCUGCCUCCAUCCAACCACCCAUCCUCCAUCCUCAGGAUCUCCUCCCCAGCUGAGCUUCGCUGACUCCAAGCCGUUGCGGAGUGGCGGUGCUAGGUCCUGGGCUCGUCCUGGGCUUUCCCUGGGCUCACCCUGCCCGGGGGUGGGGGGCUGGGCUGAAGGAAAUCGAAAGGCAAAAAUGGGUUUUUUUGCAUGUUUUCUGGCAUGAAUUAAAACACUUAACUUGUGUCUCUGUGAGUGUAGAGUUUGUUUGUUCUAGCCUUUGUGUAACCGUUAGCAACAGGUCUCGGCCAGUCGGAUCGAUCCACCGAGGUUUCUCUUCCUGCUCCGGUGAAGACUUGGCUUGGACAAAUCCCGUCCUUGUCUCACCCCUUCUCCCUGCCCCGCCCUGCCCUCCGCACUGCACCCGGAAACAAAAACAACCCGAGAAGUCUUUUACUUUCUUUGGUUUUCGGUUGUUGGGUUUGGUUCUGCUUUCCACCCUCCGAGUUUGCUGUGCUGGGUUUGGGUUUCUGUUCUGGUCCCUGCCCCUCUGCUUUGGAAGGUGGCUCGGAGCGGUAGGGGUGGGGUUUGUCCUGCCCUCCUCCUUCAGCCUCCUCUCUCCAUCUUAACAGCUGUUUCUAGAAUCUUUUGGGGUGGUUGUUUUUUUCCCUCCUCUUUUUCUGCUGCUGUUAGUUUUGUUUUGGAUCUUUUUCCACAUCCCUCUGAUUGAUUGGAGAGCAUCCAGUCCUGCCAAAUAAUCAGCCACAUCCUUAUGGGAAUACUGAACAACAAGGAAAAAAAGUAAUAAUAAUAAAGUUAGGAGUAUUUUUGUACCAUGUGGAAUAAGGAAAUAUUUAUGCAUCAUAAAGGAUUUCUGCUGUGUUUGUGUGCAAUUAAUUAUUAUUGAUGAUGAUGAAAGAGAAGUUGUAAUGCUGUAAGAUAAGCCUAACGUUUAGUUAAAGCUUGAGAAGAGAAGGGGUUUGUCGUCUCGUACCCAUGGCUCAGUCAGGCAAUAGUCGAUGAGAAGUUGUGCAAUUUGAUUUCUUUCUUUGUUUGGGUUGGUUGUUGGUUGUUGUUUGGUUUUGUUUUUUCUUAGCAUCUUCUGGCUUGGCCUUUGAAGUGCUCUGAGUAUUACCUGACCACGGCUGUCUGGCUCGUAGCAAAAAGGUUUGAGAGUAAGUUGCUCUAACAGUGCUGAUCCUAUGAGAAUGUGAAACUGGAUAAUGUAUGAACUGCAACAACAACAACAACAAAUAUACCCAGAGGCUGCUGUGA